Molecule: messenger RNA, 1906 nt
Organism: Dromiciops gliroides (monito del monte)
Lineage: Eukaryota; Metazoa; Chordata; Mammalia; Microbiotheria; Microbiotheriidae
Gene: GCDH
Product: glutaryl-CoA dehydrogenase
Exons: 11
Coding region: 112-1389 (425 amino acids)
Biological process (GO): fatty-acyl-CoA biosynthetic process; fatty acid beta-oxidation using acyl-CoA dehydrogenase
Cellular component (GO): mitochondrial inner membrane
Molecular function (GO): flavin adenine dinucleotide binding; fatty-acyl-CoA binding; glutaryl-CoA dehydrogenase activity
Source: RefSeq, a predicted model, not a curated record
CUGAAAUGUGUGCCGCCUCCUUCAGACUCUGCUCAACUCUCUCGUGGUCUUUGUCCAGUUCUACACUGACCGCUGAGUCCUGGAGUUGUCUGGCAGCCUGCCCUCCUCCCCAUGGCGCUGAAGGGUGUCUCCGCGUGGCGGCUCCUGAGCCGAAUCCACAGCCCAGUCCUGAGCUUGGUGAGAGGCCGAGUCACCCGGACUUCCCACCCCGUCUUCAACUGGCAGGACCCACUUCUUCUGGAAGCACAACUGAAACCUGAUGAGAUCCUGAUCCGCGAUUCUUUCAGAGAAUACUGCCAGAAAAAACUGAUGCCCCGGAUCCUCCUGGCUAAUCGGAAUGAAGUAUUUCACCGAGAGAUCAUUUCAGAGAUGGGGGAGCUGGGCGUGCUGGGCCCUACCAUUGAAGGGUAUGGCUGUGCUGGGACUUCCUCUGUAGCCUAUGGACUUCUGGCCCGGGAACUGGAGCGUGUAGACAGUGGCUACCGCUCAGCCAUGAGUGUCCAGUCCUCCUUGGUCAUGUACCCCAUCUAUGCCUAUGGCUCUGAAGAGCAGCGGCAGGAGUUCCUGCCCCGACUUGCAAAGGGGGAAAUCCUGGGCUGCUUUGGGUUGACGGAGCCCAAUCAUGGAAGUGACCCAGGCAGAAUGGAGACCAAGGCCCGAUACAAUGCAGCCAGCAAGACCUACACCCUGAAUGGCUCCAAGACCUGGAUCACUAAUUCACCCAUGGCUGACUUGUUUGUGAUCUGGGCUGUGUGUGAGGACGGUCUGGUGCGGGGCUUCCUGUUAGAGAAGGGGAUGCGUGGAUUGUCAGCUCCCAAGAUCGAGGGCAAGUUUGCACUUCGGGCCUCAGUCACAGGAAUGGUCCUCAUGGAUGAUGUGGAAGUGCCAGAGCAGAACAUGCUGCCCCGUGUGUCUGGCCUUGCUGGCCCCUUUGGAUGUCUGAACGCAGCUCGAUUCGGCAUUGCUUGGGGGGCACUGGGUGCUGCAGAGUUCUGUCUGCACACAGCUCGACAGUAUACCCUAGACAGGAAGCAGUUUGGGUUCCCACUGGCUAGAAACCAGCUCAUCCAGAAGAAACUGGCUGACAUGCUCACAGAGAUCACCCUGGGCCUGCAUGCUUGCCUCCAGCUUGGGCGCUUGAAGGAUGAGGACAAGGCCAGCCCAGAAAUGGUUUCAAUGCUGAAGAGGAAUAGUUGUGGCAAAGCCCUUGAUAUCGCCAGACAUGCCCGUGAUAUGCUUGGUGGGAAUGGAAUUUCUGAUGAAUAUCAUGUGAUCCGGCAUGUCAUGAACCUGGAGGCUGUAAACACUUAUGAAGGUACUCAUGACAUCCAUGCCCUGAUCCUUGGGAGAGCUAUCACAGGAAUUCAGUCAUUCACUGCUGGGAAGUGAACCUGUUUUACUUAAGGGCUAAGAAUAUCCUUCAGAAAGAGUAGUCAUUUCAUUAUGUCAGUAUUGAUUCCCCAGCUUGUGUUAAGUCUGCUUUUCUGGGGAAGUGGCUGUUACUUUCCUUUCUGGAAGGUGGGGACUGAGAUCGAAGAAACUGAUUUCUGUACCUCAAUGUGCCUUGUUCUAAAAUCAGUUCUUCUGUUAAAAUGCCAAAAGAAUGUGAUUGUGCAAACUGUAGCAGUCCCUUUCAAUCCACCAACUAUUAUUAAUUUUAUAUGACUUGGGAAAUAGGUGGUUUUGAAAUCAGGGGGCAAGAAGAAGAAUGAACUUCAGAGCAGCUUCUGUGAAGCUGCCUGAUUUAUAACUGAAUAACUAAGAUCUCUCACCCAAACCUAGAAUGCUCCCUGGCUCACUAAUUCCUCCAGACCAUGAUGAUCACCCAUUGAUCAUUCAGUGUCCUAUACUUGGGAACAGACUUGGAACAAGUGCAUUAAUAAAGACCACAUGUUGCUGACCAAAA